Molecule: messenger RNA, 1956 nt
Organism: Myotis myotis
Lineage: Eukaryota; Metazoa; Chordata; Mammalia; Chiroptera; Vespertilionidae
Gene: PPM1K
Product: protein phosphatase, Mg2+/Mn2+ dependent 1K
Exons: 9
Coding region: 793-1911 (372 amino acids)
Biological process (GO): protein dephosphorylation
Molecular function (GO): cation binding; protein serine/threonine phosphatase activity
Source: RefSeq, a predicted model, not a curated record
GAGCAAGUGCGUGGGCCGAGUCGCAGGGAGGACGGCACCGCCCAAGGGCCGGUCGGAGGGAGGCUGGGGCAGCGCGCUCGCAUCUCCCUAGAUUAGAACGAGGCCCCGCGUCGCUCCACCCGAAGCCGGGACGCGAGAGGCUGCAGGGACCAGCGCCGCGUUCGUUGUUCUUGCAGCCGCGGCCGCGGAGAGUGAGACGCGGGCGACACCAGGGCUCUGCAGCUGGAGAGCUGUUGACUGAUUCCUCGUGUGAAGCAAUGGAGGAAACCUUUUGAUGUUCAGGAAUUCUUGUUUAAAGGAGGUGCAUAAGACUGCAAAAUGGCCUAAGGCUGAAGAUAGCAUACAUGCUUUCAGACUGAAACCAGAAGAGUACUUUGCUAAUAUUUGGUGCACUCUUCAAAAUGAAUGAGUUUGCUUAUCAACACACUUAAAGGUUUUACUUUUUUCUAGAUGUAAUAAAGCUGCUUUGUGAAUUAUCUGUACCAAUAAGUAGUACUUAGUUCUCUUACCUGCUAGAUUGUGUUAUAGUUUGACAUUUCUCCACAAGUCAUCACCUUUAUUUGACAGUUAUUGUAGCUGAAUAAAAUAUAACCUUCAAUGAGAAGCAAAGGAAUAAAUAAAUACCUCUUCUUGUGUAGUGGAAUGUGUUACUUCUCUUAGAUACUUGAUAACCGGAGAUGCUGUCUUCACCUCCUCAACAUUGUCAUAAAAGAAUUGCAUCAUUUUUCUUGAAGACAUUCCAUUAUUGUUCAUUGACCUUUCCCUGACUACUGAGUCCUUGGGAUUUGAGUUAUGUCAACAGCUGCCUUAAUUACUUUGGUUAGAAGUGGUGGGAACCAGGUGAGAAGGAGAGUGCUGCUAAGCUCCCGCCUGCUGCAGGAUGACCGGCGGGUGACACCCACAUGCCACAGCUCCACUUCAGAGCCCAGGUGUUCUCGGUUUGACCCAGAUGGUAGUGGGCGUCCAGCCACCUGGGAUAAUUUUGGGAUCUGGGAUAACCGCAUUGAUGAGCCAAUUCUGCUACCACCCAGCAUUAAGUAUGGCAAGCCAAUACCCAAAAUCAGCUUGGAGAAGGUGGGCUGUGCCUCACAGAUUGGCAAACGGAAAGAGAAUGAAGAUAGAUUUGACUUUGCUCAGCUGACCGAUGAGGUCCUGUAUUUUGCGGUUUACGAUGGACAUGGUGGGCCUGCAGCUGCUGAUUUCUGUCAAACCCACAUGGAGAAAUGCAUCAUGGAUUUGCUUCCCAAGGAGAAGAACUUGGAAGCUGUGUUGACCUUGGCUUUUCUAGAAAUAGAUAAAGCCUUUGCGAGUCAUGCCCAUCUGUCUGCUGAUGCAACCGUUAUGACCUCUGGGACUACUGCAACAGUAGCCCUGUUGAGAGACGGUAUUGAGCUGGUUGUCGCCAGUGUUGGGGAUAGCCGGGCUAUUUUGUGUAGAAAAGGAAAAUCCAUCAAGCUGACCAUUGACCAUACUCCGGAGAGAAAAGAUGAAAAAGAAAGGAUCAAGAAGUGUGGCGGUUUUGUAGCGUGGAAUAGCUUGGGACAGCCUCAUGUGAAUGGCAGGCUUGCGAUGACAAGGAGUCUUGGAGACUUGGAUCUUAAAAGCAGUGGUGUGAUAGCAGAACCAGAAACGAAGAGGAUUAAGCUACAUCAUGCCCAUGACAGCUUCUUGGUCCUCACUACGGAUGGAAUUAACUUCAUGGUGAAUAGUCAAGAGAUUUGUGACUUCGUCAAUCAGUGCCCUGAUCCCACUGAAGCGGCCCAUGCAGUGACUGAACAGGCAAUGCUGUAUGGUGCUGAAGACAACAGUACGGUCAUCGUGGUGCCGUUUGGUGCUUGGGGGAAAUACAAGAACUCCGAAAUCAACUUCUCCUUCAGCCGAAGCUUCGCCUCCAGUGGACGAUGGGCCUGAGUGCUGGCCGGGACUUCGAGUUUCUGUGCAACAGUUUUUCACUAA